Messenger RNA from Lasiosphaeria miniovina, 2646 nucleotides. RefSeq lists its product as uncharacterized. The transcript has a single exon. Bases 1 to 2646 code for a protein of 881 amino acids. NCBI's taxonomy places the organism in Eukaryota, Fungi, Ascomycota, Sordariomycetes, Sordariales, Lasiosphaeriaceae. The record is from RefSeq and is a predicted model, not a curated record.
AUGGGCUUCAUAUCAAGGAACAUCCUGCGGUCGCGGGACGCGAGACGUUCCAAGCUGCCACUAUACAGGGCUCCUGUGCGUACCCAAUUGCCCACUAAGGAGCGCUAUUCGGAUGUCGACUACUCCGACGACGACUCCGACGACGGCGAAAGCACAGACUCGUCUAUACCGUCAUCUGCCAGUUCGCGGGACUCAAGACAAACGUCAUCUUCCGUCUCGAGCUCUGCACCCAUUCUCUCCAAGAAACCGGCCAUGGCGACACGACGACCGCCGAGACGAUACCUUUAUCGCCUGCCCAAUAAGGUUAUCCGGUAUCUGUGUCUCGGCAUGGUUUCCACGAUGAUCAUAUUCAUAUUUUCCCUGGUCCGGGCGAGCCAGAUCGAGAAUAAGAGGUUAGCUGAGGGCAGGCUAGACAAGAAGCCAAUAAUUGCUCCACCUCCGUGGGAGUCAUUCGAGUUCCUCACCAGAUACUAUGGGGGUGUCAGGACUCUGGUCCCAUUUGCCGAGAACGUUCCACAAUACCCAAGGUUUGAGGAUGAGGUGCCGUACAAUGCUACAAAAUCUAGCCAAGAGUCGGGCAAGAGAGAGAUUGCCCCGAGACGUUCAUCUUUCCAGGCCGUGCCGGCAAGCAAAUCCUUCGUCGACUAUCCCGGCUCUACUCUUCCCGGAAACAACAAAGAAAUACAUGAAUGCUUCCUGGACGAAAAGAAUACCGUCAGAAUUCCCCCGAUUCGCUACUUGGAAGGACGGCCAACCGGCUUCCCAGACAACAUCCUGGGCUCCUACGAGCUGCUCUCCCUGCCCGAAGACAUCUGCUUUGAUCGAUACGGGAGGUAUGGGCCGUAUGGCUAUGGGUAUUCUGCCCGGACUGGAGGCCUUGGCGUCGGCGAGCACGGCGAGCAGGAGGGCUCUGAACAUAUCUGGGAAUCUGUCAAGAAAGUAGACUGGCGAAAGGUGAACUGGGCCGACGUGCAACGCAGGUGCUACAAGGCCAACGCCGACCUAUAUAAGCCACUGACCUCCCGCGAUGCCCCACCAAGGGGCUUUUAUAUUGGCGCGCCUGCCGUUGUUGCAAAACUGGAGGCUCGCGAUGCAGCCGAACCCGGGAUUGUUAAGAGCGGGAAGCCUGCCAAGACUCCGGAAGGGACACCCUCACCCGACCAGAAAACCCCCUCAACCCUGAAGACCGACCACACGGCAAAAAAGCCACAGGGAGAUAAGUCCAGAACAGCCAUCGUUCUCCGAUGCUGGGACGAGUUUGCCUGGGGCGAAGAGGACGUUAUGAAUCUCCGAGCUCUCAUUUCCGAGAUGUCCCUGGCCUCGGGCGGUCGCUACGACAUACACCUUCUUGUCCAGGUGCGAAAUGACGCCAAACACCCCGUCUGGGCCGAUGACGAGGCGUACCGCAAUCGCAUCAAGGAUAGCAUUCCCGAAGAAUUCCAGGGUAUGGCUACGCUGUGGUCCGAGACUCAGAUGCUCGCCGUCUACCAGGGGCUCCACGACCUAUGGAUUCGAGGUCCAGAUCUGCCGGUGCACGGGUCCUACCGCGGACUGCAGAUGGCGAUGCAGCAUUUUGCCUCUAACCACCCCGAGUAUGAUUACUUCUGGCAAUGGGAGAUGGACAUCCGCUACACUGGCCACUACUACGACCUGUUGACCAAGAUGGAGGGGUGGGCCAAGGAGCAGCCCAGGAAGGGCUUGUGGGAGCGUAACGCACGCUUUUACAUGCCCUACGUCCACGGCAGCUGGGAAGAUUUCAAGCAGAUGGCCCGCGUGCAGACAGAGCAGGGCACGACCAGCCCCGAAAACAUUUGGGAAAAGGUGCCCAGCAUCAAGGGCGCCGCCAAGGACCCGCAUCAGGUUCCGCGCGGCGAAGAGAGCGUCUGGGGCCCGAUGCGCGCAGCCGACCAGGGAGACUGGUUCGAACCCGAGAACGACACGGUGCCGCCGACGGUUUAUGAGCGUGACAAGUACACAUGGGGAGUGGGUGAGGAGGCCGACCUAAUUACUCUAAACCCAAUCUUUGACCCGCAAGGAACAACGUGGAAGCUAGCUGAUGACAUUACGGGCUUCAACGAGUCGGAUGGCAAGGGCAAGCCGCCACGGCGGGCGCAGAUCAUCACGGCCUCCCGCAUGUCGCGCGCUCUGCUCAUGACGAUGCACCGCGAGACAGCCUUCCGCAAGCACCACGCCUUCCCCGAGAUGUGGCCCGCCACGGUGGCGCUGCACCACGGCUACAAGGCUGUCUUCGCGCCGCACCCCAUUUUCGUCGACCGCGAGUGGCCCACCGAGUACAUGGCGCGCGUUCUCAACGGCGGGCGCAACGGCGCGUCGGGCGGCGCCCGCACCUCCGUAUAUGGCGCCCGCGAGCACAAUUUGAUGGGGCUCACUUGGUUCUACAACGCCGGCUUCUCGGGCAACCUGUACCGCCGCUGGCUCGGCCUGCGCGUCAACAAUGACGGUGGUGAGGCCUUUGAGCUCGACGUCGACCCCAGCAUGAAUGACACGUCUGUCGGCACCAUGUCCGGCGGCGAGGGCCGCAUGUGUCUGCCACCCGUCCUGCUGCACCCUGUCAAGGACAUUGACCUCCCCGUCGAAGAGCAAAAGGAGUACGCGCCAGAGGCUCCCUCAGAUCCUUCGGCCUAA